Messenger RNA from Linepithema humile (Argentine ant), 8481 nucleotides. It is a transcript of the gene Sur, whose product is annotated as Sulfonylurea receptor. Gene Ontology annotation, molecular function: ABC-type transporter activity; ATP binding; ATP hydrolysis activity. The record is from RefSeq and is a predicted model, not a curated record. Gene Ontology annotation, biological process: transmembrane transport. NCBI's taxonomy places the organism in Eukaryota, Metazoa, Arthropoda, Insecta, Hymenoptera, Formicidae. Gene Ontology annotation, cellular component: membrane.
GUUCUCAUCUCAGUAGACCGUGAACCAUUGGUGAGGGAGGACGUGGCUCAUGGGCCACUUGUCAGUGCCGCGCACGUGGCGAUUGUCGGCAUGCAUCGGCUGAUCGAGUGCUUCAGUUUCCUGUAUGCAUCCGAAAAGCGAGAAUGCAUCGUGAUUUAAAAUCGUAAUAACUGCAGAAUAGUUAUCGAGCUGCCACGUUUAUGAAUACAAUGGAGCGAACGGAUUGUUGGUAAUUAAUAAGUUGAUCCGAUUCAUUGAUUAAGCAGUUAGCGAGUCAUAAAUGAUAUCUCGUGUUAAGAUUAUCGAAGGCACCGUACGCAUGCGGUCAAAAUGGAUUUCUGCAAACAAUACAAAUUUCUGCGUUUACUGCCGAGACCCGCGAGACGGGUCAUUUGGUCCUGGCGAGCCGAGAAUGGCACAGUGUUACGGAUGUCGGAAAAUGAUAAUCAAUCAACAGCCGAGUGCCUCAUCGAAUUGAUGAACAUCUUUGUUCCUAUUUUCACAACGCUCAUAGCCGCGCUUUUAGUUUUCAAGUACCGAUGCGGCACGGGCAAAAAGUCAUCUAAGUCGCUCUUGCCACUUCACACGAGUAGGACUUUACUUUGUAUGUUACUACUAUCGACUCUUUCAUUGGAACUAUGCGAAUCUAUACUGACGUCGGUUUCACUCUCGUCGAUCUUGACAGUGAUUGCUGUGCUAUCCUGUUGGGUGUUACAUCGCGAAACCGAGAUGAGAGACGGUUUCGGUACCGCCGUGUCGGGCGGUGGAUUUACGAUAAUUGGCCUCUCACGAACAUGGAAGCUUUUGUACUUAUGCAGGUUCGGUCUGUCCAUUCAGCACGUACGUGUCACGACAACGGCGAUCGCCGCCACUUGUUGCGGAUUGCUGGCUGUUAUCGAUUCUUAUACCCUUUAUCGUAUGAUGCAGAGGAGCAGGCAGUACGCCAUCGGAAGGCCCGAUAACGCGCGGAGCGCGUACGUGCACGCCGCUUCGCCGUUCCUCAGCAGAAUCACCUUCCACUGGGUGACUGACCUGCUGUCGCGCGGCUACCACGCGCCGCUCGAACUCCACGACCUUGGACAACUUCCGGACGAGGAGGCCACGAGGAACCAGUUCGAGCGUUUCCGCGACAUUUAUGAAAGCGAAAGGCUGCGAAGCCACGACCGGAAAUUAUCCUUAUGGAAGUGCUUCUGGAAGCGGAUAUGGCUGGCCUUCGCGGCAGGUGGUAUCUUGAAGCUCUUCGGCGAUGCUACAACUUUAGUGGGUCCCAUGGCGAUUUCCAAAAUCAUCGAUUAUGCAUCGGAUCUGCAGAACGAUACGAUAUCGAGCGGAUAUUUCUCUCCGAAGGGAGCCAUGACAUUUUCUCAAAUUCUGAAAAAUGGAUAUUUCCUGGGUCUCGUAGUUUUUUUCGCGAGCAUCUUGCAGAGCACGAUGAGCCAGGCGUCCACUCAUGUACUCUGCGUCGCAGGAAUACGUUUGCGAACGGCUCUUCAGGCACUAAUUUACGACAAAGCUCUUCGGCUGUCUUCUUGGAGCAUCUCCGAGGAAGAGAAGCCAUCCGACAAAGAGAAAGAUCAACAUUGCCAUCAGCAAGCAGCUGAUAUCGGAACUCUGACGAAUCUCAUGGCCGAAGACGCGUAUAAUGUGAUGAGCUUCUUCUGGAUCGGUCAUUAUAUUUGGGCCAUUCCGUUGAAAAUUGCCGCUAUCAUCUUCCUACUGUACUUGAAAUUGGGCGUCAGUGCAAUUAUGGGAGCAAUUUGCUGCAUAUUGAUCGUCACGCCGAUGCAGCUCGUCCUCGGAAAACGAAUGUCCGAAAAUUCCAAAUACAUAGCGGAGAAAAGCGAUGCGCGCCUGCGUCUGGUUAAUGAAAUUCUUCAAGGAAUGCGUCUCAUUAAGCUGCGUGCCUGGGAGAACGUCUUUGAGGAUCGCGUACGCAACACCCGAGAUCAGGAAUUAAAAUUGCUGAACAAGGAUUCUGCAUAUUGGACUCUCAUAAACUUCCUCACGCACGCCUCCUGCGUGCUGAUGACUCUCUUCACAUUCGGAAUUUAUUUCUGGCUGGAGGAACGAAAUCUCGACGCGGGGAAGGUUUUUGCCAGUCUCGCGCUCUUUUCGCAGCUGACGGUGCCGCUUUUCAUCUUUCCGGUGAUAGUGCCGAUUAUUAUCAACGCCAUGAUUUCUACCACGAGACUGGAGGAGUUUUUGCAACUCCCAGAAAUCGUGAACAUCCUUCCCGAAUCGCACGAUCGCAAAUCGGCCGCCGAUACAUUAUCAAAGACAAAUUCGUACAGCGACAAUGACGUAGAACCAAUUAACGGCGUUACAAUUUUUGGUUCGUUGGACAACAUUGUGGAGGACGAAGAGGAUCCGCAAUCGGAUAUUUUGCGUGAAUUCAAUUUGGCGAUUGACUCGUCGGUUGACACGGUGUUCGAGAAAGAUCCGGAAAUUCCGGAAUCUGUUCUUCAAAUCACAUCAAGUAUCUUUGCUUGGGGAUCCGACGAAAAUACGUUGAUGAUCGACGCUCUUGAUUUCCCGCGAGGACAACUGACAUUAAUAGUGGGGAAAACCGGAAGUGGGAAGACCUCGCUAUUACUGGCACUCUUGGGAGAAAUUCAGAGAAUAAGCGGAAGCGUCGAAUGGACCAAGGGGCUGAAGAUCGCAUACGUGGCGCAACGGCCGUGGCUCCAGAACGCGACUCUGCGAGACAAUAUUCUCUUCGGCGCGGCAUAUCGAUCACGAAGGUAUCGCAACGUGCUGCGUGCAUGCGCUCUGCAGCAGGACGUGGAGAUGCUUCCCGGUCGGGAUCUGAUCAGGAUCGGCGAGCGGGGUAUCAAUUUAAGUGGCGGGCAAAAGCAACGAGUUACCAUAGCCCGAGCCCUUUACAGUGACGCCGACGUCGUUAUUUUGGAUGAUCCACUGUCAGCGUUAGAUCACCAUGUGGGUCGACAGAUUUUCGAUCAUGGCGUGAGGAAGCUUCUAUUGCGAAGUGGACGAACAGUGAUUAUGGUCACUCACAGACUGGAAUUGUUAUCGGCUGCUCAUCAGGUGAUUGUUAUGGAGGACUGUCGAGUGCGCGCCGUCGGAACAAAAUCCAGCAUUGAGGAUAUGGAUCCUGAAUUAGCAGAGGAGUGGCGAAUCGCGAAUUCAAGACGAGAGAACGAAAAUCACUCUCAACGAACCGCCAAAGAUAGAUGGUCCUUGAUCAGAUUAGUCUCUAAAAUUGGAAUCAAUGUAAAAAACAGACACGCUAGCGACGGCUCGUGGAUCUUCGAUCGCGAUUCUCAUGUGAGUCCGCCAGUAUUUGUACCCUUAAGAUUGCACCGAACGACUUUAUCUGGAUCAAGAUAUUUGAGUCACGAUCUCACGGACCUUCCGGUGCCGACAGAAGAAUGGAGCAUUGAUAGGAAACGAUCGAAAACGUAUCGCGAAACUAUCAGAUCAGCAAGCCUUCAACCACAAAAGCGACCGCCGUUGGUUCUUCGACAGAAUAGUACGCCAAUUAUUUUCGAGAAUCAACAUGUGUUACCAAGAAAAAGAAACAACACUUACAACAACGGACAGCCCAACAAUAUAUUGAAACAAUUCUUCUCCACAAGGUAUCCGGAAGAAACGGCGAUAAACAGAGAAACAAGUGUUCUACGUCGGCUGAUGUCCGGUUCUAGCAAGAUAAGCCAGCACCAAGAGAGCGAUCAUUUCGGUGAAUUAUUAUCAAUAGAUUCGCGAAUCACCGACGAUAUGGAUGAUGUGGAAGAGAGUUAUAAUUAUUCUCUGGACGACACGGAUGAACAAAGUGAAUUCGAGGCCGACGAUAAAAGCGGGAUAGUCACCAGAAUGAUUUGGAUGGAGUAUCCAAAAGCUGGUGGAUGGAUACCAGGACUAGUUUACGUCAUAGCGGCACUGGCCUAUCAAAUCCUUCGCGUGUAUACCGAUCUCUGGUUGAGUCGUUGGACUGAUCAAAGCGUUCAUUCGUCAAUGGACGAACGCCAAGACACGGUGUCGUACUUCAAGGUGUACAUCAUCAUAUCCGUAGGUUCUAUCUUUCUAUCAUUCCUGUACAAUGUAGCAGGCCAGUGGGCAGGUGCCAGAGCGCGGCGGAAAUUACACCGGGAAGCCGUCUCCGGACUUCUUCGCGCGCCCAUCUCAUUCUUCGAUUGCAAUCCCAUCGGGAAAAUUCUGAACAGGUUCAGUGCCGAUAUGGGUGUCAUAGAUAAGAAAAUAUCUACGUCGAUCAAAAGACUGACGUCUUUUGUGCUACUUUGUGGCUCGGCGAUGAUCGUCAAUGUUAUUAUUUCACCCUGGUUCUUGAUCGCCGCCGUGCCAACCAGCUGCGCUUAUUACGUGCUACAAAGAUUCUAUAGACGGAGUGCCAGACAAUUGCAACGGCUAGACGGCAGCACAAGAGGACCGGUAGCAGCGCAUUUCUUAGAAACUUUAUCGGGUCUUCCGACGCUGAGAGCAUUCAAGCAAGAAAAUCGUUUUAUGGAGGAAACAAUGAGGCGCCUUGACAUAAACACCAACGCGUUUCUCAUACUGAACACCAGCAGCAGAUGGCUCGGCAUCGCAUUGGAUUAUCUGGGCGCUGUUAUUGUGGUAACGGCUAUUUUUACGGCCUUACUCUCUGCGGAAUUGUACCCAAGCCGCGUCACACCCGCUCUAGUAGGCCUGGCGAUCAAUUACACUCUCUUAGUACCGAUAUACUUGAACUGGGUGGUCAAGUUUACCGCAGAAAUCGAAAUGUAUAUGGGAAGUGUAGCCCGAAUUUCUGCAUACAGAAACAUGCAACCGGAAAACUAUCACGAAAACGAUUUACAAGUGGCCGAUGACUGGCCCAAUAAGGGCGAAAUCGUUUUCGAGAACGUUUCUCUUCGCUACGAUGCAGAGAGAAAUCCAGUGAUCACAGAUCUCUCUUUAAAAAUAUCUCCCGGGCAAAAGCUGGGUAUUUGUGGAAGAACCGGUAGCGGCAAAUCGUCUACUGUGAUGGCUCUCUUCCAAUUGAUCGAGAUUAGUCAAGGACGUAUUUUGUUAGACGGAAUCGAUAUCCGGCAAGUGCCUCUUCGAAAAUUACGAUCGCGGUUAUCGGCCAUACCGCAAGAUGCAAUAAUGUUUAGCGGCACAAUUAGAGAAAAUUUGGAUCCACUUUCGCAACACGAAGACCAGGACAUCUGGCGAGCUUUGGAGCUUUCUCAAAUCAAGGACGUCGUAGCUUCGCAUCCCGAAGGAUUGAACCUUGAAGUACGAGAAGGUGGUGAAAACUUUUCAGCCGGUCAGCUGCAACUUCUUUGCAUGGCACGCGCGAUUCUUCAACGAUCGAAUAUCAUUGUGUUUGACGAAGCGACUAGCGCGCUUGACAUAGCAACUGAAAAAUCACUUCUAAAAGCAGCUGCCAUUGCCUUCGAGAAUAAAACUGUUAUCACUAUCGCGCAUCGAGCGGCGGCUUUGUUAGAUUGCGAUCGCAUCAUUGUUUUUGAUGAAGGCAAAAUCAGCGAGGAGGGCUCACCGGCAGAUUUAAUGCAACGACAGAAUGGAAUUUUUUCUGCAAUGGUCAAAGCGGUCGAUCAGAGCGUCAAAAGAAUUUGUUUUGGACAUGCGUUGGAAGAAGAUAAUAUGAAGUUCUCGUGCUUCCCGAGAGCCAUCCUCGGGCAGAGGGGUAGCAUCAAUCUCACCUCUCUGCCAAACCACGAGGAAUCUAGCAACAUUACCACUUCGAGCGAGAAUGGGAACGCGAGGCAGGGAAUUGCCAGGUACAAGCAAUACGGUGAACUAGAUUUGCCACAUGGCGUUAUACGUCCGUUUUCCGAUACUUUGCCCUCCGUAACUAUAAAUGGCGUCGGUCCGUCAUCGUACUCGCAGCGUACGUCGCCCGUAGAGCCCGUAACACCGCCAUCGCCGUCUGAGGCCAAUCAUGUCAAUCAUGUUUCCGUAAACAAAAACAAUCAAGAACAACCUAAAUUAGAAAAUACUGCUGCUGCGAACAGUGGCGAGCAACAUAUGAACAAUCCAAGAGGUGGUGUUAUCGGAAGAACGCCGACGCCACCUUCGGCACCGACGCCCAUGUACGAAAAGGAUGCCAGGAGUGCGAGGCAAAUUAAAAGGGCCAUUUUGGAAAACGAAUUUCUAGGUAAUCUUGAAGAGAAUCAAGUAGAGGCGCUCGUCUCCGCUAUGUAUCCGAAACAAAUUAUCGCUAAUACUUUGGUUAUCCGAGAAGGUGACAUGGGCUCGCACUUGUACGUAUCAGCGGAGGGAGAUUUUGAGAUUUAUGAGGGAAACAAAUUCCAAAGAAGCUUCGGACCAGGAAUCGCGUUUGGAGAAAUCGCUCUAUUAUACAACACGAAGAGACUUCGAUCCAUCAGCGUGAAAAACAGCGGAAAAGUAUGGGUGCUAGACAGAUCUGUAUUUCUCACUAUAAUGAUGAAAACGGCUCAAGAACAGCUGGAGGGCAACAUUCGCUUCCUCCAACGCGUUUCUGUUCUCCAGAAACUCCCCGAACCCAAGGAUCAUGUGCUCGCGAAAAUAUCCGACCUCAUAAGAAUAGAGUUCUUCCCGGCUGAGGCGAAAAUACUGCGGCAGGGCGAAAAGGGCGAGAAAUUUUACAUAAUAAGCGGCGGCAACGUGCGGAUUACCAAGGAUACCGAGUAUGGAGGCGAAGAGGAGCUAGUAGUCCUCGGCAAGGGAGAUUAUUUUGGCGAAUUGGCCCUCUACGACGACGGAGGAGAACGACGUGCCAAUGCAAUUGCGCUUGCGCCUGGCGUCGAAUGCUUGACGUUAGACAGAACGUCUUUCCUGAACUAUCUGGGGAGUCUCGACGAAAUCCGCAACAAGGACUGGUUGGCGGAGUACGAAAAACAAAAGCGUUCAUUGACUCCGAAGAAGUGGACGAAUGAGUACGCAAAGUUGACUUUGGCCGAUCUUGAAACAAGGGGAACGUUAGGAGUGGGUGGAUUCGGUCGUGUCGAAUUGGUCACUCUGAAAUCUGAUCCAAAUAAGAGCUUUGCUUUGAAGAAACUUAAGAAGAAGGUUAUGGUUGACCAGCAACAGCAAGAACACGUGUUGAACGAAAAAUACAUUAUGCAAGCCUGCGACUCGCCAUUUAUAUGCAAGCUUUACCAGACAUACAAGGACAGCAAGUAUGUCUAUUUCCUAAUGGAAGUAUGCCUCGGUGGAGACGUAUGGACGACUCUACAAAAAAGACGCUACUUUGACGACACCACCGCACGAUUCAUGGUCGGCUGUGUAGUAGAAGCCCUUGACCAUCUUCACUCGUUAAAUAUCGUGUACCGAGAUCUCAAACCGGAGAAUCUUAUGCUCGACACGCGCGGCUAUUUGAAACUGGUGGAUUUUGGUUUUAGUAAAAAAAUUGGUCCAGCCAAAACAUGGACUUUUGCCGGCACACCCGAGUAUGUCGCACCAGAAAUUAUUUUGAAUAAAGGACACGAUAGGGCGGUGGAUUAUUGGGCCCUCGGCAUUUUAACGCACGAGCUUCUCAUCGGUAAGCCACCUUUCCGCGGAUCCGAUCACUUGACGACUUACAACAAGAUCCUGAAGGGCAUCGAUAUGGUCGGUGUAUCGAACAUCGUCAAUAAAAACGCCAGUAAUCUCAUUAAAAAACUACUCCGUUUGAGUCCCUCGGAACGACUGGGCUAUCAGCGAAACGGGAUACAGGACAUUCGCGAUCACAAAUGGUUUUCCGGAUUCAACUGGCAAGCACUUCAAAGAUUAGCUUUACCGGCUCCCAUUGUACCUACGGUACGUCAUCAACUCGACACACGAUACUUUGAAAGAUACCCACCGGACCGCGAUAUUCCACCAGACGAAUUUUCCGGUUGGGACAUCGAAUUCUGAAGCUAAAUUAUCUCUAAAUUAUCUCUACGACGGAGUUGAAUAAUAGAUAUAAAGAUAACAUUUUGAACACGAUCUUUAUGCUAUUGUUAUAAAAGAAAUACGUUUCUUGCAAUCAUUGUGAAAGAUGUUCUUUUACUAAACUGUCAUCAAAUAUCAGUUGAACGAAUUUGCUAAUAAUAAUUUGCUACACUUUUGUCAGCUAGUUGGCAAAUUAUUUCAUUACAAAAUUUUUAUAUAAAGCCUAAAAUUAUUUGAAGCUCCUCGCAACAUUAAUUAACAAUGUUUUUAACUUACUCACAUAAUCGAUUAAGAUUCUUUAACUUUUAACAGGCGAAUCACUCGAAUAUAGAAAAUAAUUCGCUGAUAUAAGAAAUUACUUCUUCAUAAGCAAUCACUGAGAUUCCGGUGUAUCUCGACGAAAGAUGCAUAUACGUAUUCUGUACUCUAUUUUGUAUUUUUAAAAAAAUGUUAAUUGUACGAUAUUAAUAUUGUAUCUUGUAUAAUAUUUUUUCUGACCAGAACGAGAACCUUAAGUUGUAAGUGAGGCAUUUUAUUAGACCGGUUUGAUCGUACGAAUCAGAAUAUAGUUUUAAGGUGUAUGUAUUACAAUAUAUAACAAUAUAUUGUUAUAUAUUCUAAUAU